Molecule: messenger RNA, 2983 nt
Organism: Odobenus rosmarus divergens (Pacific walrus)
Lineage: Eukaryota; Metazoa; Chordata; Mammalia; Carnivora; Odobenidae
Gene: BTG1
Product: B-cell translocation gene 1, anti-proliferative
Exons: 2
Coding region: 359-874 (171 amino acids)
Biological process (GO): negative regulation of cell population proliferation; negative regulation of mitotic cell cycle
Cellular component (GO): nucleus; cytoplasm
Source: RefSeq, a predicted model, not a curated record
ACUUCCUUUCCGCGGCGCUAUAAAAGCUACUGCACGGAGCCUGCAUCUCUUCGCCCCUCCGAGCUGGAAAUGCAACUGUUGGGAGCUUCGGAGGCUGGGGAGCUGGGCGCGGAGGCGGCUGGGGAAGUCCGAGCGAUGUGACCAGGCCGCCGUCGCUCGUCUCUUCCUCUCGCCUGCCGCUUCCUGUCGUGAAAAUAACUUUUUUACUAUAAAGGAGAAAAAAAAGUAGCUGUCCGCCCCUCCCGCCCUCUCUUCCUCUCAGCCCUCUGACCUGCGAGGGAGCCCGGGGUGGCCGCUCUCCGUCGGGGCCGCGCCGCCGAGCCCCGGCCGCCCCGGGCCGCCCCCGCCCGCCGCCCCCAUGCAUCCCUUCUACACCCGGGCCGCCACCAUGAUAGGCGAGAUCGCCGCUGCCGUGUCCUUCAUCUCCAAGUUCCUCCGCACCAAGGGGCUCACGAGCGAGCGACAGCUGCAGACCUUCAGCCAGAGCCUGCAGGAGCUGCUGGCAGAACAUUAUAAGCAUCACUGGUUCCCAGAAAAGCCGUGCAAGGGAUCAGGUUACCGUUGUAUUCGCAUCAACCAUAAAAUGGAUCCUCUGAUUGGACAGGCAGCACAGCGGAUUGGACUGAGCAGUCAGGAGCUGUUCAGGCUUCUCCCAAGUGAACUCACACUCUGGGUUGACCCCUACGAAGUGUCCUACAGAAUCGGAGAGGAUGGCUCCAUCUGCGUGCUGUAUGAAGCCUCACCAGCAGGAGGUAGCACUCAAAACAGCACCAACGUGCAAAUGGUAGACAGCAGAAUCAGCUGUAAGGAGGAACUUCUCUUGGGCAGAACCAGCCCUUCCAAGAACUACAAUAUGAUGACUGUAUCAGGUUAAGAUAUAGUCUAUGGAUGGAUCAUCUUAUAAUGGAUGGAUAAAUUUGAUUUUUGCUUUGGGUGGGCUCCUCUUGGGGAUGGAUUAUGGAAUUUAAACCAUGUCACAGCUGUGAAGAUCUGGCACAAGAUAGAAUGGUAAAAAAAAAUUUUUUUUAAAGUGACAGUGCCAUAGUUUGGACAGUACCUUUCAAUGAUUUAAUAGCCUGUGAGUCCGAGUAAAUGAUCACUUUAUUUGCUAGGGAGUGAAGUCCUAGGGUGGUUUCAGUGUCUCCCAGAUGUUAUACCUAAAUUUUUUCCAUCAACCCCUUUAAGGCAAAUCUGUAUUUCAAAGAACCUUUCUCUGCAGUAGAUCUUGCAGAGGAAAUUUGCACUAUUACACUUGAAAAUUGUUAACUUUUUUGGCAGCUCAGUAGGAAAGCUCAACAUUUUAAACAUGGUAGUACUGGAAAUUUUGACAAGACUUUUACCUAGCACUUAAAUAUGUAUAAAUGUACAUAAGACAAAACCUAGUAAGCAUGACCUGGGGAAAUGGUCAGACCUUGUAUUGUGUUUUUGGCCUUGAGAGUAGCAAGUGACCAGAAUCUGCCAUGGCAACAGGCUUUAAAAAAGACCCUUAAAAAGACACUGUCUCAACUGUGGUGUUAGCACCAGCCAGCUCUCUGUACAUUUGCUAGCUUGUAGUUUUCUAAGACUGAGUAAACUUCUUAUUUUUAGAAAGUGGAGGUCUGGUUUGUAACUUUCCUUGUACUUAAUUGGGUAAAAGUCUUUUCCACAAACCACCAUCUAUUUUGUGAACUUUGUUAGUCAUCUUUUAUUUGGUAAAUUAUGAACUGGUGUAAAUUUGUACAGUUCAUGUAUAUUGAUUGUGGCAAAGUUGUACAGAUUUCUAUAUUUUGGAUGAGAAAUUUUUCUUCUCUCUAUAAUAAAUUGUUUCUUAUCUUGGCAUUUUAAUCAAUCUCUUGUCAUGAUUAUAGAGGUUCAGCUAUAAAAGAUACGUUUCUCAGAAGACAGGUUCUAUAAGCUAUGUGAAUGUCAGUUGCACACUGGUCAUGCUGAAAAACAUUUGCUAGGAGUGAAGAUGAUCUGUGUAUACAUAUUUAGGUGUUAGAGGAAACACAGGGUAACUUUUUUUUUUUUUUAAUCUCUAAAGUCAAAACAUGGACACAUUCCCAGGCUAAUCUCAUGAAUGAGGAUAAAAGACAAAGGUAACAUCUACCAAACAAAGUGAUACUCAGAAUUUGCAUGUCAUUGCUUCCCUGUUGAAGUGAAGAUCUAAAUGGUCCAUUCUGGCCCACCUUUGAGAAACAAUUACUUUGCCCCAUGGAAUUCUUGUUCAAUUAGAAAAUCCUGGGGUAGAUGACCCAUAGUCUUAACAGACUAAUCACUGCAGGGACUGGUUGCUUUUUGCUUUUCAUCAGCUGCAAGAUUUACAUAAAAAUCCCUUAAGCUGGAAUUCAACAAAAGGUAUGUUUAUGAAUUUUUAUUCUCAAAAGUUGAAAUGUAAGUUUUUGAUUCCUCAUUUUCAGAUUUCUGUUUCAGAUAAAUUCUAAGAACCUAUAUGAAACAUUGAGUACUGGAGUGUAGAUCACUACUGCAUAUGAUAAAAACUUGGUAAUUCUUUGGUUGUAGAGGAGAACAUGGUUCUUCAGUGGAAAUUGAAAGUGGGGAAUUUUCAGUUUUUCUCUACACGGUUAAGUGACUUAUAGAGUGGUUUUUUUGGGAGCUAUUUAUGUAAACAUGUACACUCUGGGAAUAUUUCACAAUUUAGGUUACUUGAAAUCAGUAGAGCCAAAUUUGGGGAUUUAUUAAUGACUGAUUUUGUAGACUACACAGAAAUACACAGCUGAAUACGCAGGUAUUUAGAAUACAGGCUAUGUGUGUGUACUUUACAGGCCAUUCUUGGGCAUUUGCAUUAUAACCACAGCACAUGGAACCCCCUUGCCAAUUAUUAUGGUUUUAUUUUUCAGUGUGUUCUUUGAGAAAGUCUCCCAGGUUUUCAAGAUUUGAAUGUGCAAUAAAACAACUGGUAGUAGAGUCUUUACCCCGGUCUCAUCCCAGUUCUGAUGACUGUUUGCCAACUGCAUCUCAUCUGGUAACUCCUUUGAAGCCA